AUGAGUCUAGUAGCAGGUUCCAACGAAAGAUUCAUCUGGGGAUUCAAACUCAAGCCCGUAACCAGCGAACAAUCUCUAACCUUAGUUCCCCUCUUCUCCUACCCAUCCCAUCAAUCCGCAAUCCUCUCCGCUGCCGCCGCCUGCCCAAUCGCCGCCUCUGGGUCCUCCGACGACACUAUCCACCUCUACGACUUACCCUCGGCUGCCUCCCUCGGCUCCCUCUACCAGCACACGGCUUCCGUCACUGCCCUCUCCUUCUACACCCCACCUUCCCUUUCCUUCCCCCGCAACCUAAUCUCCGCCGACGCCGAGGGAUAUGUUUGCAUCUUCGACGCCGACCCUUUCGUCCACCUCAAGACAGUGCGGGCCCACCAAUUCGCCCUCCUCGACAGCUACAAUCUGCCUCAUCCCCCUGCCAUCCGGCAACAACACCAAUCUCACCGCCGCCGGCACCGCCGACUCUCAAGUCCGAUUCGUCAUCCUCCCCGUCGUGAAACCGCCGCCGGCGAAGCAGCUGGAACACUGUUGACAGCCAAAAUUACAUUUUAG
This is a messenger RNA of Linum trigynum, 549 nucleotides long. Lineage: Eukaryota; Viridiplantae; Streptophyta; Magnoliopsida; Malpighiales; Linaceae. The record is from the annotation of a GenBank genome assembly.